Messenger RNA from Seminavis robusta, 2535 nucleotides. The record is from the annotation of a GenBank genome assembly. Lineage: Eukaryota; Bacillariophyta; Bacillariophyceae; Naviculales; Naviculaceae.
AUGAAGGUUGUUGCUUUUUCCUGGACGAUCAAGGCGCGAAUGUCGGUGUCGGUCGCAUCAUGGUUGUUAUUAAUGUUGUCGCACGGGGCGAGUCUUGUCCGCGGCGAGGUAAUGAUUACCGAAGUGGCGGCCAAAAGCAGUCGCUCGACGUGUCUGGGCCGCGAUUGGGUCGAGAUUCACAACCCCAAUGCCACGGCCCCGGUGGAUCUGUUUGCCGGUGGCUACGUUCUGCACGACGAUAAGGGCGUCACGAACGAACAGGCCUUUUUCUUUCCUCCUGGAACGGUGCUGCAACCCGGCGAGUACAGGAUUUGGUGUACCAAAUCAGAACCAAUGGAAGAAUCUCCGCAAUUUGGCAUUGGGCGUCAAGAUACAGUGACGCUGGCCGCCGUGUCUUCCGCUAGCAGCAGCGUGGAGGUUGGCACGGGCCGGGCGAUGGGCUUGUACCAAGUGGUAUCUUCGACGGGACCCUUGCCGUACAUUACUGUGAUGGACGGGUUUGAUGUGAGUUACGCCUGGGACUCGACCAGGGGUCGGUACGAAUACACCUCGACCCCGACACCCGGAGCGGGGAACGUCUUGACGCCGGUGGGAUCCACGGCCGAGCAAAUUGCCGCGCUCAAGAUGCAACUCACCGCCCAGAACGACCUGGGUGCUGUCUUUUUCAACAUGGACGACAGUGGCCUGUCGGUACCCGACGGAAUGGACACAGUGUUGGACUUGCGCCUGGUCAUGGUCGAGGACGACUACAGCUACUUGUUACAGAAUGCGUCCUACGAAGUGUAUCGACCCUUCCAGUCGGCCACGGUUACCGUACGGGACAAGCCCGACCAAGUAGUGUUGGCAUUGAACAGCCCCGGACGUGUUCGUCCCAAAGGCCAGUUUUCACUCUACAUGCCCCUGUGCAUUGGGACGUCGAACUUUCCUUUUCAAUUGGACUUUUCCGAUACCAACUCUUCUCAGACCUUGUUUGGGGCGGAGCGGGUGUAUCUGCGAUCUCAUUUUGGAGACAAUUCCUAUGCCCGCGAUUGGGCAUACUAUCGCAUGGCGGCUCGCUUCGGGCUGCCGCACUUGCGGGCCCGCAAAGUGCGCUUCUUCAUCAAUGAUCAAGUGCACGGCUUCUACACUCUUCUGGAAGCUCCCGACCAAGCCUACGUCUUUCAACGCAACUUUCCUCUGUACGACUUCACCAACUACGCGCUCUACAAGGUCAAAACAACGGCGCUGGGGUGUGGUCAGUACACGGACCAGGAGCUCGAAACGGCGCAAGCGAGGCUGGUGAGUUCCUUGGAAGCGACACCGCCGUAUGCCUUUGAACGAGGCGAGCACAAGUCGAAGGUUGUGCCGGCUGCUGCGCAGGGACCAACGGCCCUGACGGAGUGCUUUUUCUCCUUUUUUGGAUCAGUUGCUGCCAAUGAUGCGGACUCGGCCCUGGCGUACCUCCGCUACAACCAGAACUGUGCGGAUAUGCUCGUCGAGGAAGGGUUGGUGGACCGGGACUUGGGUUCCUCCAGCUGGGACUCUCCCAUGAAGAAGUUUAUUGAUGCCGGUGCCUUUGACUACCCCCAAGCCGUCGACGUCACCUCGGCGCCCGCCCUUGCGGAACCGCUGGAUCCGUACGAGUGGAUGGACACAGAUAGCACGUUGAAGAUGAUCGCCUUUUAUGCGGUCGCGCUCAUUAUGGAUUCUCCCAUGGGCAAUGGGAACAAUUUCUAUUGGUUGCAGACCGGAGAGGAGCCAACGGAGGAAGUGGAGGAUGGAAAAUAUUCCCCUACGACUUCAACUCGCCAUCCACUAUUAUCUGUGGAGCCACCUGCGACACUAAGAUGGUGCAUUGAAACAUAUUUGAAGUAUGUGGAGGAGUUUUUAGAAACUGUCUAUGCCAAUGCCACGUUUGUACAAGAACUCCAACAUCACAUCCAAGCCCAAGAUGUCGAUGUAAGAAACGAUAGCUGGAGCGCGGGUGGCAUCUUUUAUGACGCCGAGCAGUCCCCCGAGGCUUCCCAGUGGAACGAUUCCAUCCCCAACUUUCCUUUCCUUCCAACAAUGAAGGCCAGGGCGGCAAGUGUCCGAGAGCAGCUGGACGCCAUUGCCGAUGGGACCUUUCCGCGAGGCGCCCACGGCGUCGGCCUGGGUGGUGACUAUGAAAUGUGGGAGUCUUGUCCGGAUUGGCGUCUGACAGAGGCCCCUGGCAGUGAGUGUCCCCAGAGCUGCCGAUACGAAGGCUGUCAUACGCCAGGUUGGAUUGUGGAGAGCUCCUGCGACGUUGCGUCCAAAACCUGUGUCCGUGGCAACUUUGAUCCCCUGUGCAAUGGCGUCCCGGAUGGAGGCAGAUACGAAGGGAUGGAAGAAGGUCCAGGGAUUGUGUGUUUCAACGUGAAUGGGUUUGACACAAAGAUGGAAUCAUGCCCACCAUUUGUAGAAGAAGAGGAGGACGAUGAAAUAGUGGAAGAAGGCAUGAGCCACGCGGGCGUUUUGAGACCUGCUUUAUACACCGCCGUUUUGGUGCUUGUUAUUCUUUCCCUUCUUUCAUAA